AUGGUCCUGGUUCAGAAAGUAAAGAAAGCUGCGUUUCGACUUUUCUCCUGCUCAUUUUGUCCACUUUAUUAUACAUCUCAAAUUUACCUCACCAAACACAUCCAGAGCUUCCACCACGAAGAGGAUUCGAGGCAGAAAUCAGGAGAGAGUCAGAUGCCCACGAAUAGCUCCAGUAAUCAGCAAACAUCUGUUGCUCUUAGUUUCAACACCUCUCAGAAAGAAACACAGAAGAAAAGCAACCUUUGCUCGGGUAGCAGCAACAGCUUUACUCGUCCGAACGCUGCGGAUCAGUGCGGUCAAGCCGGGGAGAUGAUGUAUCGCUGCUUACAGUGCGGCAAGAGUUUUAAUAAAAAGAGCAAUCUCCGAAAACACCAGCGCAUUCACACUGGUGAGAAACCGUAUCACUGCUCAGAAUGCGAAAAGAGUUUUAUACAAAAAAGUGAUCUCCGCCAACACCAGCGCAUUCAUACCGGAGAGAAGCCGUAUCACUGCACGCAGUGCGGGAAGAGCUUUACACAUCAGAGUCAUCUCCAGCUACACCAGCGCAUUCACACAGGAGAGAAACCGUAUCAUUGCUCAGAGUGUGGAAAGCGGUUUAAUCAAAAGAGUAAUCUUCAUGUCCAUCAGCGCAUUCACACGGGGGAGAAGCCGUACCACUGCUCAGAGUGUGGGAAGAGUUUUACUCUACAGAGUCAUCUUCACGUCCAUCAGCGCAUUCACACCGGAGAGAAGCCGUAUCACUGCUCAGAGUGCGGGAAGAGCUUUACUCAUCAGAGUCAUCUCCAACGACACCUGCGCACUCACACAGGAGAGAAGCCGUAUCGCUGCUCUCAGUGCGAGAAGAGCUUUAAUCAUCAGAGUCAUCUCCAACGACAUCAGCGCACACAUACAGGAGAGAAACCGUAUCACUGCUCACAGUGUGGGAAGAACUUCUCUCAGCAAAGCACUCUCCAGCUCCACCAGCGCAUUCACACAGGAGAGAAGCCGUAUCACUGCUCACAGUGUGGGAAGAGAGACAUUAAAGAAGAAGCUUAA
Messenger RNA from Tachysurus fulvidraco (yellow catfish), 1035 nucleotides. RefSeq names its product zinc finger protein 239-like. Gene Ontology annotation, biological process: regulation of immune system process; negative regulation of transcription by RNA polymerase II; regulation of cytokine production. The transcript has 3 exons. The coding region runs from base 1 to 1035 and encodes 344 amino acids. Lineage: Eukaryota; Metazoa; Chordata; Actinopteri; Siluriformes; Bagridae. The record is from RefSeq and is a predicted model, not a curated record.